Molecule: messenger RNA, 2039 nt
Organism: Hippocampus comes (tiger tail seahorse)
Lineage: Eukaryota; Metazoa; Chordata; Actinopteri; Syngnathiformes; Syngnathidae
Gene: mgat4c
Product: mgat4 family member C
Exons: 6
Coding region: 183-1616 (477 amino acids)
Biological process (GO): protein N-linked glycosylation
Molecular function (GO): acetylglucosaminyltransferase activity
Source: RefSeq, a predicted model, not a curated record
CGAGCUCCGGCAUUCCUGUGGCAGACAUCGACGUCGUGCUGACGUGAAGGCCGGAAAGGACCCUCUGCCACUUUGAUGUGUGAGCUCAGUGAUGGCCCCGCAGUGGAAGAGCAGCUGACAACUUCCUGGUUUGAGUCCACCUGACAGUCCACAAACACGCCUGAGACUACAGUGAGCUGACCAUGAGGCUGCUUUGGAAGUCCCUGGACAAGAUGAGGUGUCUGAGGAAGCGCUCGGCCAUCCCCUUCCUCGGCUUCCUCGUCACAUUCCUCCUCUUCCUCAACCUUUACAUUGAAGACGGAUAUGUGAUGGAAGAAGAUAAGAGGCAGCUUCGGGAGACGUCGGCCCACCCCCCGAGUGCAGAGCGAUACGUGCACACCUUCCGAGACCUUAGUAACUUUUCGGGAUCCAUCAACGUCACAUACCGCUAUCUGGCUGGGACGCCACUCAACCGCAAGAAGUACCUGACCAUCGGGCUGUCGUCGGUGAAGAGGAAGCGCGGGAACUACCUCCUGGAGACCAUCAAGUCCAUCUUUGACCAGUCCAGCUACGAGGAGCUGAAUGAAAUCGUGGUGGUGGUCCACCUGGCCGACUUUGACUCGCUGUGGUGUGACAACUUGCUGCGGGAAAUCAGCCGCAAGUUCUCGCACCACAUCAUCGCCGGCCGCCUGCUGGUGAUUCAGGCCCCCGAGGAGUACUACCCGUCCCUGGACGGCCUGAAGAGAAACUACAACGACCCCGAGGACCGGGUGCGCUUCCGCUCCAAGCAGAACGUGGACUACGCCUUCCUGCUCAACUUCUGCACCAACCUCUCCGACUUCUACAUGAUGCUGGAGGACGACGUGCGCUGCGCUCGUAACUUCCUGACGGCGCUGAAGAAGGUGAUCGCCUCCCGCGAGGGAUCCUACUGGGUGAUGUUGGAGUUCUCCAAGCUGGGCUACAUCGGGAAGCUGUACCACGCGCGGGACCUGCCGCGCCUGGCGCACUUCCUGCUCAUGUUCUACCAAGAGAUGCCGUGCGACUGGCUGCUCAUCCACUUCCGCGGCCUGCUGGCCCAGAAGGACGUGAUUCGCUUCAAGCCGUCGCUCUUCCAACACAUGGGCUACUACUCGUCCUACCGGGGCGCCGAGAACAAGCUGAAGGACGACGACUUCGAGGAAGACGCGGUGGACAUUCCCGACAACCCGCCGGCCCGGCUCUACACCAACAUCGAUGUCUUCGAGAGCUACGAUGCCGCCAAGGCCUACAGCGCCGUGGACGAGUACUUCUGGGGCAAGCCGCCGUCCACCGGCGACUUCUUCGUGGUGGUCUUCAACAAAUCGGCCAAGAUCAGCAGGAUCAAGAUCGCCACGGGCUCCGACGACAGACAGAACGACAUCCUGCACCGCGGAGCUCUGGAAGUCGGCGAAAAACUGGUGGGCACCAAGAAGGGAAAGCAGUGUUCUUCAUAUAUCACCUUGGGGGAGUUUAAGAACGGCAACGUUGAGGUCCGGGACGUGGACCACAAGAUCAGCUUUGACGUGGAGUGCGUGCGUAUCGUAGUGACGGCCACUCAAAAGGAGUGGCUCAUCAUCAGAAGUAUAAGUUUAUGGACGACACCUCCGCCCAGCCAAUGAGGAGGUCGUGCGGACUCUUAGUACAUCGCCGGCAACAAUUUCUAUUUUAAAUGUACAUAUUUCCACUCCGACGUAAGCGUUUUGUACGUAUCUAUUGAUCUGGAUUGCUAAAUGUUUUUUUUUUUUAUAUACCAGCAAUUCUUGGAUCCUCCUCCUGGUCCUUGUGUUUGUUGUAAACGUGACGGUAACGUAGAGCAGAAAGGCGAGCGCAAAGCCAUCGUGGUGUGGUUUCAAAAUUGUGAUUGAUACCCUUUCGUGAGGCCCACAAAGACCAUCGCCAUCAAUCAGUGUUAGGAAGCGGUACAGUGGUUUGUUUGACUUACAAAACCAGUUGGCAGAGGCUAACAUUAGCGGUCUUUAUCUUUACUCUGUGUCCCCUCCGGUAAAACAAACAAAAAAAAAAAAACCUCACAAAAAAAAAAA